AUGGUGGCUGAAGAACAUGUGGCGCCAUCAAGACAAAAUCUCAGUUCUUCGUUUGAGGUUUCUGAUAGUGAUGAUGAUGAUGGUGUUAAUAGUGAUGAUGAUGAUGAUGAUAGUGAUAGUGAUGAUGAUGGUAUGGAUUUUCGUAUGUUUGUACCAUCGAAGGAGCCGGUCAAUGAGGUUGUGAUUUCUGUAGCUAAGACAGAAAAGGAAAUCAACAUUUUUAAGCAACCAAACGAUCCCACACCCGAACAGAUGGAAGCUCUUAUCGCACAAUUACAGUCAAAUGCAAGGAAGCCUCCCCAAGUAGUUCCUGUUACUUCUGAGUCUCCAUUUGAGAGUGAUAAAGACUAUUCAAACGUCUCCUUGGUGCAAAUAAAGCGAAGACGUAGAGAUCCAAGGCCGGUAGUGCUUGUUACUGAACCAGUACAACAGCCAACUCCGAUUGUUGAACCAGCCCAGGUUAUUCCAGAUGAUCAAAGUCCGACUGUAGAACCAGCCCAAAUUAUUCAAGAUGAUCAAAGCCCGAUUGUAGAACCAGCCCAGGUUCAUCAAGAUGUUCAAAGCCCAAUUCUUGAUGAAGAUUUUGACUUCUUAGCUAAUGAGGAAACUUUUGCCUCGGGAAGCUCUUCUGCUCCACCACCUCCAGAGCAUGAUUUUGCAUCUGUCAAGCUAGCCAAGCUACUUGCUUUUCAAGACUCUAUUCCUCGGUCCAAAGGAAAGGGAAUAUCUAUUGGCUCCGGUCAAGGAGGUGAUGAAGACUCUCAUCAAACCAUUUCUGAGCUCAAACAAGAGAUUGUGAUUUUCAAGCAGGAAUCCAUUGAGAAGGACUUACUGAUUGGUAAUCUGGAUGUGAUAGUUCUAAUCUUGAAAAGGAGAACUCCGUUAAAGAUGCAAAGAUUUUAG
Lactuca virosa is the source of this 903-nucleotide messenger RNA. NCBI's taxonomy places the organism in Eukaryota, Viridiplantae, Streptophyta, Magnoliopsida, Asterales, Asteraceae. The record is from the annotation of a GenBank genome assembly.